Molecule: messenger RNA, 228 nt
Organism: Stereum hirsutum FP-91666 SS1
Lineage: Eukaryota; Fungi; Basidiomycota; Agaricomycetes; Russulales; Stereaceae
Exons: 3
Coding region: 1-228 (75 amino acids)
Source: RefSeq, a predicted model, not a curated record
AUGCAGUUCUCCAACGCCUUCUUCGCUCUCGCCUCCGCGCUCCUCCUCGUCGUCCCUGCUAGUGCGGCGACCUUGAAGGCAGAUAUCGCUUGUACACCGUUGGCGGCCUGCAACGGCAACAACCAUUACGAUGUCGGCCAUUCGUGCAAGUACUAUAUCAGCUCCUGCACGGGAAGUAUCAUCGAAGGCAAGUGCGUCGCCACCGACAGCGGGUUACAGUGCCAGUAG